CUGUUCCUCAUUUUUUCAACAAAUUAACCUAGUAUCCUAAAUAUGAGCCAGGAAACUCCUUUUCAGCUUCCUAUAAUAGAUUUCUGCAAGUCAGAUCUAAAGCCAGGAACUUCAGAGUGGGACUUGGUGAAAUCUCGAGUUUGGAAGGCAAUUUCAGAGCAUGGUUGCUUCAAGGCUUUGCUUGACAAAAUUCCUCUGCAUGUCGAGAAGUCAUUUCUUGGUGAAGUGAAAGAGCUCUUCGACAUACCCCUUCAGACGAAAAGGCAACAUGUUUCUGAAAUACCCUUUUAUAGCUAUUUUGGGAAAUCCACACCUCCGCUGCAAUAUGAAAGCUUUGGUAUUGAGGAUCCCAGCAUCUUCGACAACUGCAACAACUUCACCAAUGUCUUGUGGCCACAUGGAAACCCAGAUUUUAGAAAAAGUGUAAAAUAUUUUACAGCACAAGUAUCACAAUUUGAGAAACUCAUAAGGAGGAUGAUUUUGGAGAGCAUGGGUCUUGACAAUUACAUGGAUGAACACAUGAGCUCGACUUCUUGUGUUCUUAGAGUAAUGAAAUAUCAAGCGCCUCAAAUUACUGAACCAACGUAUACAAAGCACCACACAGAUAAGAACUUAAUUACUAUAUUGUAUCAAAAUCAAGUUGAUGGGCUGGAGGUACAAACCAAACAUGGCAUGGACGAAUGGUCGAUUGCACCCGCCCUUCCUUCAAUAGAUUUCUGCAAGUCAGAUCUAAAGCCAGGAACUUCAGAGUGGGACUUGGUGAAAUCUCGAGUUUGGAAGGCAAUUUCAGAGCAUGGUUGCUUCAAGGCUUUGCUUGACAAAAUUCCUCUGCAUGUCGAGAAGUCAUUUCUUGGUGAAGUGAAAGAGCUCUUCGACAUACCCCUUCAGACGAAAAGGCAACAUGUUUCUGAAAUACCCUUUUAUAGCUAUUUUGGGAAAUCCACACCUCCGCUGCAAUAUGAAAGCUUUGGUAUUGAGGAUCCCAGCAUCUUCGACAACUGCAACAACUUCACCAAUGUCUUGUGGCCACAUGGAAAUCCAGAUUUUAGGUGA
Molecule: messenger RNA, 1053 nt
Organism: Populus nigra (black poplar)
Lineage: Eukaryota; Viridiplantae; Streptophyta; Magnoliopsida; Malpighiales; Salicaceae
Product: probable 2-oxoglutarate-dependent dioxygenase AOP1
Exons: 5
Coding region: 43-1053 (336 amino acids)
Molecular function (GO): dioxygenase activity
Source: RefSeq, a predicted model, not a curated record